AUGCCGCCUACUUUGCCGGCCAGAGGUGGACCCUCCUCAUCGAAGGCCAAGGCGGUAAUGAGGAGUGUUGGGGGGAAGGCGCCACUCGGGGUUGGGAAAGGGAAGGUGGGGGCCAAGAGGCAUAGGAGGAUUUUGAAGGACACGAUUCAGGGGAUUACUAAACCUGCGAUUCGUCGUCUCGCCCGCCGCGGCGGCGUUAAGCGUAUCUCGGGGAUGAUCUAUGAGGAGGUCCGUAAGGUUCUCAAGGAUAGGCUUUCAGUGAUCCUGAAGGAUAUCACUACUUAUACCGAGUAUCGCGGUGCGAAGACCGUCACGGUCGAGGAUGUCAUCUUUGCCCUCCGCCGUAUCGGUCGUCCGAUCUAUGGUUUUGAUCCCGAGACUUAUACUGCCCCUACGACGGGAAUGAAGAGAAAGGCGAUUGCGGGCGCGUCGCAGGAUAUGGAUGAAGACUAAGGUCAUAAAUUCGUCUGUCGAAAAUCUUUCCUAGUUAUUCUGUCAACGGCGUUUUGGGGGUGUGGGAUAUGGACGGAACACAAGGUUGGCGUUUUGGGAGGAUAGGCUGUUGCGGGGAUUUUUCACUCGGUUUAUUUCCUUUGCCGCGGGCAUUUCAAACUACAACGGAUUCUAGAGGGCAAUUGGCAAACCACUGGUUCUUGUCAUUGGGGAUAAACAUGUUGGUCACGGGGCACAUACUAUUUGGGAUGGGAUGGGCCGGCAGGUGUGUGUACACCGAGUUUGCAAGGGUUGCAAUUGUUUUAGGGGAAUUCAAAGUUGGUACCUUAUUGAACCUCACUGCUGGGUUUGUGAUGUGAGCGGGUGUCUCGGGAGGAUUUGUUGACUUCGCAACCCAACCGGAUUGAUGUCAGCCCCCUUUUCAGACUUAUCACCCCAAGACAAGCAUCCCACUCUCUACA
Messenger RNA from Podospora bellae-mahoneyi, 914 nucleotides. Its product is annotated as Histone H4. NCBI's taxonomy places the organism in Eukaryota, Fungi, Ascomycota, Sordariomycetes, Sordariales, Podosporaceae. The record is from RefSeq and is a predicted model, not a curated record. Gene Ontology annotation, biological process: nucleosome assembly. Gene Ontology annotation, molecular function: DNA binding; protein heterodimerization activity; structural constituent of chromatin. Gene Ontology annotation, cellular component: nucleosome. Bases 1 to 453 code for a protein of 150 amino acids. The transcript is spliced from 5 exons.